AUGGAAGCGCCGACGAGUUGCGCCGCCGACCAUCCCCGAGACAACUCGCCGAGAAUCACUUCGAUAGAAUCGGGAAUGGCGAUUGAAUCACGACGUCGAUUACAGAUUUCCAGCGACGUUCGUAGGGAGGCCAGAUCGAUCGAUCAAUCGCGACAUGAGCAACCGAGCUACGGUUUGACAGUUGGCGCUCACGUGCGGGCUUUUCAAGGUCAAGCGGAGUCGCGCAGCGGUCUAAGAAUCAGAUGUCAUCAGGUCGGAACAUCAAUGGAGAUCAGAAAGCCACCGGUCUUUUCGCGCAAAGAUCUCGCCGCGUCUUCUUCGCGAGACGUCGAAACACAGGAUCUAACAAAGGCGUCGAUCGAUGUGUCUUCGUCGAGCUUUAAGCCGAACAAUCGAGCCUACAUCGCGACGAGCGAUCCGCAAAAAUCGAAUGAGCAGAACGCCACGGGAUCCAAGGUCGCAAUCUGCGAGGCCGUCCCGUGUGGUAAAAUCACGCGUUAUACCUCACCCGAUCACGUGGAGAGGAUUUAUGAGCGUAGUCUGCAACCGCAAGUGAUCCAUGCGGACGAUCUUGAAUCGAUACUUCGACCUUCGCUACAAGUGUCGCCUUACGGUGAAAGAAUCAGCGCUACCAGAUCGGAUAGUGACUCGCCCGUCAAGGAAACGUCGUCGAUUCUUGAGGACGAAUCGUUCGACAGAAUCGGCGAGGAGAUUGGCUUGAAGCAGUGCCUGAAGGUGCAGCAGAGUCUGCCGAACGGUAGAUCAAGAGAAUCGGCGGAUAAGAGAAAGGACAAUUCGUCGAAUUAUGCCAAGGACCAGCAACAUCUGGUUGUCUUUAACGAGCCCGCGAGGACUUUCGCGACUUUCCAAACGACAUCACCUUGUCAGGGUAAUGUCAAGUCAAGUGUCCAAUCUCGAUCUUCGGAGAUGAAGGAAUCUAAGGAAGAAAUUAAACAAAAUUCAGACGAGGCAACGAUGAUUCUUCAGGAUCUAAUAAUUGGCUAUCAAAACGCGUCGCGAGAGGAUCAGGAUCGACUGAUGAUCCAUUCGCGGGAAAAUAGCAAUCUAUCAACUGCUACAAUUCCUAUCGAUGAACUAGAGAAUCAAAGAAGUUCAAGGUCAAAGAGUGAAGGAGAAUCUUCUCGGAAUAAACUUCAGUUUAGUGAAAAGUCGCAAGACCGCGUUGAAGAGACAACGAAGAAUGCUGAAGAGCGUGGUGCGGUGAUCAAUGAAGUUCUUGUUAAAAAUCUGCGAUUUGAGCAAGAUUUGCCGGAAAUUCCGGCCGAAACAAAAGUGGAUCAUAGUGUUCAGCCGGUGAAUUUUCAUAAUAUUCUGUGCGACGAUUACGAGAACGAGAAGUUGAGGAACAAAAAAAUAUAUAUGACGAAGGAGGAGAUACAUCACCAGAGACUAAUAGAUAUGCUGAAGAAGGGGGACUUGGAGGCGCUAAAGACGUGUCUCGAAUCUCCUCGACAAAUUAUUAUUCGCCUCCAAUUCGAAGAAGACACACACUGGAGCAUCGUAUCGACCGUUACCGCUCGUCUACCAUUAAUUCCAGCGAUUAGCAACCAAAGAAACACUUGCAAACGCACAAAAACAGCGGGAGGGAUGAAGGGUCGGCCUUGA
Molecule: messenger RNA, 1626 nt
Organism: Formica exsecta
Lineage: Eukaryota; Metazoa; Arthropoda; Insecta; Hymenoptera; Formicidae
Exons: 2
Coding region: 1-1626 (541 amino acids)
Source: RefSeq, a predicted model, not a curated record